AUGAUACUUGUUAGCCACAUCCAACCUCCUUUUAGAACCAUGUUUGCAAACUGUUCCAUCUCAUCUUCAACCAAAUUCAUCACUUCAAACUCUCCACAAAAAUUCUUCACUAGAACAAGCUCCAUUAGAACCUUUCAUCUUACACUAGCCAAAGCCUUAAGAAAUGCAGACUCAACUUCACCCACAACACCCUCUUCCAAUGAUCAAACUGUUUUUGUUGGUGAUAAGGAUGUUCCAUUGGAGGGUGUCAUUCAGUUCGAUAAACCCAACUCAUCAGCUCGUAUUGAAAAAUGGGGGCGUGUAGCUUUGUUUGCUGGUGGCGAUGUGUUGGGUUUGCUUUUGUUUUCGACAAUUGGAAGAUAUAGUCAUGGACUCUCUAUUUUUGACCUUGAAACCCUGCAUACUGCUGAUCCUUUUAUAGCUGGGUGGUUUUUAGGGGCUUACUUCCUUGGAGGUUUUAGUGAAGAUGGGCGUGGGAUGAACGGUCUACCCAAAGGUCUCAUUGCUACUGCAAAAUCAUGGGCUGUUGGGAUCCCUAUAGGAAUAGCAAUAAGGGCUAUAAAAUCAGGCCACUUGCCUAACUAUGGUUUUGUAUUUGCGAGUCUCGGAAGCACAGCUGUUUUACUCAUCGCAGUCCGGGCAUUACUAUACGCCAUUACUCCCGUCGACAAUAGUAAGAAGAACGACGUCUAUCGCAAUGGAAAUCCCUUUGAACUUUUUGAGCUUCUCACAUCAUUAGUACGGCGGUGGUAA
Molecule: messenger RNA, 753 nt
Organism: Vicia faba (fava bean)
Lineage: Eukaryota; Viridiplantae; Streptophyta; Magnoliopsida; Fabales; Fabaceae
Source: the annotation of a GenBank genome assembly